Parnassius apollo (apollo) is the source of this 450-nucleotide messenger RNA. Lineage: Eukaryota; Metazoa; Arthropoda; Insecta; Lepidoptera; Papilionidae. The record is from the annotation of a GenBank genome assembly.
AUGGAAGAGUGUGAAACUGAGCAAGAAUUUAGCGCUGGAGAAUUGAGUGUUGAUGAGUCGUUUAUUGAAAAUGAGUCACCUCCUCCUCAUGAAACAAAAUUUACUGCAUUUCUCAAAGACUUCGACGACAUUAAAACUACGCUCAAAUUUAUCAGUGACAAAUAUGAUGAUUUAGACAAAAAAAUUAAUGAUGUCAGCAAGCGCGUAACCAAGACAGAACAGCAACUGAAAUCCAUACAAGCCUCUGAAGCACGUAUCUCUGAAUUAGAAACCAAACUGGCUGAAUUUGAACAAAAAUCUCGAUAUUGCAAUAUCGAGAUAAGUAAUCUGCCUGAAAAACGAAGCGAGAACUUAAUACAAAUACCGGAGAAUAUUGCUAAAGUCAUAAAGCAAUCAAUUCCUGCUAAAGACAUAGUUACAAUUCAUCGUGUACCUCAUUAUGAAAUCUAA